Balaenoptera acutorostrata (minke whale) is the source of this 1518-nucleotide messenger RNA. It is a transcript of the gene PEBP4, whose product is annotated as phosphatidylethanolamine binding protein 4. The transcript is spliced from 10 exons. Bases 1 to 1404 code for a protein of 467 amino acids. The record is from RefSeq and is a predicted model, not a curated record. Lineage: Eukaryota; Metazoa; Chordata; Mammalia; Artiodactyla; Balaenopteridae.
AUGGAGGAACAAGCCUGCACUGUGGACUGGCCCCCACCUCCCGACAGCCAUUCGUCACUGGGGCUAAGAGCUGUUGGCACCCACGAAAGUUCUGGCAUCUCUAGUGGCUGCCACUUUGAAGACAGGAGUCUCUUGGCCUUGGAUGACCAUCCUGGCACCAUCAUCCUCUGGCUCCGGCUGUCCUGUGGGCUCCGUGAGGACAGGGACCAUGGUCAGCCUAUGCCCGGGGACCAGCACAGGGCUCACCUGCUGGGAAUGCAGGCUGCCCUGCGGUCCCAGGUUCGGGGUGCGGCUCAGCCCCGAGGCACCCCUCCUCCCAGCACAGCGCUGUGCACGCGGCCCCCUUCCCGAGCAGCCCUGCUGGCCUUCUUCUCCAGGGACUAUUAUUUUGGGAGAGUGCUGAGUUCAGCACCACAGCAAGGUGUAGCGGUACGUGCCCUUCUGUCCUCAGCUGGCCCUCCGGAGCUGGCCCGGGGCUCGGCGGCCCUACCCCUCGUGCAGCGGCCCUUCCUACACAGGGUCACCGUGUCCAACCACGGCCACCAUCCGACAGCCCCGAGGUUGUCGAGACAGGUGGCAGAGGAGCUGUGGGCGGGAGAAGCAGAGCCGUUCCAGCUGGGAGGAGGCCCAGGGCCUCCCAAGGUACUUGUGUCCAGUGGCGGAUUAGCUGCUGGAGCCCAGGCUGCGCCCACCUUUCUCCCUGCUGAGCAAAGGGCUCUGUCCCACCAGGUGCCCGAGAGCUGGACCAUGAGGCUGGCCGUGGCAGCCCUGCUCCUGGGCCUCACGAUGGUGGUCACCGGAGACGAGGGGGACAAUGACCCAUGCGUGUACGAGGCCCUGCCUGACAACGACGCUGUCCUCUGCAAGGGCCUUAAGGUUUCCUACCCAGAGCUGGGGAACCUCGGCUGCAUGGUUGUCCCGGAAUGCAACAACUACAGACAGAAGAUCACCUACUGGACCAAGCCGAUCGUCAAGUUCCCUGGGGCCUUGGACGGUGCAACCUAUAUCCUGGUGAUGGUGGAUCCAGAUGCCCCCAGCAGGUCUUCUCCCAAAGCUCGAUUCUGGAGACAUUGGCUGGUGACAGAUAUCAAGGGCGCUGACAUGAAGAAAGGGAAGAUUCAGGGCCAGGAGUUAUCACCCUACCAGCCUCCUUCCCCACCAGCACAAAGUGGCUUCCAUCGCUACCAGUUCUUCGUCUAUCUUCAGGAAGGAAAGACCAUCUCUCUCCUUCCUAAAGAAAACAAAACUCGAGGCUCUUGGAAAAUGGACAGAUUUCUGAGCCGCUUCCACCUGGGCGAACCUGAAGCCAGCACCCAGUUCAUGACCCAAAAUUACCAGGACACGCUAGAUCACCAGGCUCCGGGAAGAAGCAGUGAGCCCGAGGCCAAACCUGAACCGAGAUAACCGCCCGCCAGACCUCAGGCUUCACGUUGCAGGUGUGUGCAUAGGGCUCACCACCCAUGGUCUGUGUAGGGAACCCACUCCGGGUAUGGAACCCAUUCUCUUCCGAAUAAAAAA